Molecule: messenger RNA, 2218 nt
Organism: Seriola dumerili (greater amberjack)
Lineage: Eukaryota; Metazoa; Chordata; Actinopteri; Carangiformes; Carangidae
Product: indoleamine 2,3-dioxygenase 2-like
Exons: 10
Coding region: 62-1303 (413 amino acids)
Biological process (GO): 'de novo' NAD+ biosynthetic process from L-tryptophan
Cellular component (GO): cytoplasm
Molecular function (GO): metal ion binding; L-tryptophan 2,3-dioxygenase activity; heme binding
Source: RefSeq, a predicted model, not a curated record
UAUCACACAACGAUUUUCUUCUCAUUACCAGAGUAUUGCAGUAGAGUACAGGGCAGAACAUAUGGAGACUAUCAACAGAGAAACACUUCAGGCAGACUUUGAUGCAUUUGAUAUUUCGGAGGAGUUUGGAUUUCUCCUUGAGGAGCCACUGACUAACCUUCCAGACUAUUAUCGGGUGUGGAUGGACCUGGCAAAUAAUCUCACACAUCUGAUCAAGUCACGUAAACUACGGGAUCUGGUUCAUGAGAUGCCGGUCUUGAUUCCCAAUCUCCUGAACGAUCACAGGGAGCUCAGCCUGGCUCACCUAGCGCUGGGGUUCAUCAGCAUGGGAUAUGUAUGGCAGGAAGGACAACAUGCACCUGCUCAGGUUCUCCCAAAAGCCCUGGCCGUGCCCUACUGGCUGAUAUCUCGCAGACUAGGACUGCCACCCAUCCUCACUUACGCAGAUUCAGUUUUAUCCAACUGGAAAUUAAGAGAUCCCACAGGGAAUAUGGAAAUUGGGAACAUGGACUUGAUAUUUUCCUUCCCCGGUGGUGAGAGUUGCAGGGGAUUUUUCAUCGUGUCAUUGUUGGUUGAGUUGGCUGCCAGUUCAGGCAUAGUGGGGGCCCUGGAGGUGAUGCACGCUAUGAAAAGCUCUGACGUUGCCGGCAUACAGAAUGGUCUCGUCAAAGUAACUCAGUCUUUGAAGAAGAUGAAGGAAACUUUCAAACUCAUGCACAAUCAUGUGGAUCCAACUGCGUUUCAUGGAACAUUGAGAAUUUUUGUCUCAGGGUGGCGAGACAACCCCAUGCUUCCAAAUGGGCUGCUGUACGAGGGUGUGAGCACUGAGCCGAUGUUCUUAUCAGGUGGAAGCGCAGCCCAGAGUUCAGCCAUUCAAUGCUUUGAUGCAUUGCUGUGUAUCCAGCAUGAGGAUGAGACAGGAGCCUUCCUGACACGCAUGAGAGAUUACAUGCCUCCUGCCCACUGUCAGCUGAUAGAAACUCUCUCUGCCCGUCCAUCUCUACGAGACUUGAUCCUCUCCUGCUCCAGCUCUGAUCUCUGCCAGGCCUACAACUCUUGUGUCUCAGCGAUGGUGGAUUUGCGGAGCUACCACCUUUAUGCUGUGCAAAAGUACAUCAUCGGACCUGGAAACCAUACCAUGGGCUGCCCGCUCAGAGGUGUGGGCACUAUGCUGAACGACAAGGGGACCGGUGGAUCCAACCUGAUGGGCUUCCUCAAGGGUGUUUGUAAUACCACAAAAAAAGCACUGAUCUCAGAGCGUCCAUCUGUGCCAAGAGAAAAUGUAAUGUCAUUUAACAUAUAAUUCAUGAUACGUACAAUAGCCAAAACCUACUACACUACACUCUUGAGGUUAUGACAGUUUUAUAUGGAAAAAAAUAAGCAUAAUCAAAAUAAUUGAAAUAAUAAUUAUAAUAAUCACAAGAAUUCAAGUACCUUGCCGUAUUGUACUGCUUGGGAAAUGUUUAGGGUGCUUUUAGUAACCACAACCCUUUAAGGAUUGAAGAGCAACUUAACAGCAGCUGGAAAUGUUGUUUCUGCUGCGUGGUUUAACUUCUCAUUUUGCUGCAGUGAUGUGCAAGUGUAAAUCAUGUGACAUCACAGUGGGUUGGGAUCCCAAACUUUGAACAAGUGAGGGAACUAACUUUUUAGCCUGGGUUUAACUUAGGACUCUUGGCAUGAUAGUUAUAGUUAUGCAUGAUGGAAAUAAAAAGACUGAUGGUAAUCCAAAAUUAUGAGAUACUACAUACUAUCUCAAAAAGUCAAACCUUUUAUGCUUUUCUUUUCUUUUCUUGGCGGGAUUAAGCUUUCAUAUCACACAGCCCUUGAUGUAAUCAAAUAAACGGCACUUUACUUUAACAUAAUGCUUUAGACAAUCACAUUAUAUGAUUGUAAAAACUUCUACAGACCAUGCUGCAUAGAAGGAUUAUGUUUAGUAUUGUAUUGUAUUGACACUGAUUUUAUUUUUAUGCAUAAAAUAAUGUAUAAUCUUCAAAAUCCAAAUGUGUCUGUACACCUUUGAAUCUUAAUAGGAUUUUACAUAAAUGAUGUUAAUUGCAUUUAGAAAAUAUUUUAAUUGGUAUUUAUUUAAACAUUCAGCAGUUAAUAUAACAAUAAUGAUAAUGUUGAUAAUGUUGCUUUUGACCUGUUUUAAAACUAUUGGUUAAAUUGGGAAGGUGUAGAUAAGAAAAAGCUUAGCUGGAAAGAGCUGUGGAGUAUG